Sarcophilus harrisii (Tasmanian devil) is the source of this 3450-nucleotide messenger RNA. RefSeq names its product RNA polymerase II associated protein 2 (gene RPAP2). Gene Ontology annotation, cellular component: cytoplasm; nucleus. The transcript has 13 exons. NCBI's taxonomy places the organism in Eukaryota, Metazoa, Chordata, Mammalia, Dasyuromorphia, Dasyuridae. Bases 207 to 2051 code for a protein of 614 amino acids. The record is from RefSeq and is a predicted model, not a curated record. Gene Ontology annotation, molecular function: RNA polymerase core enzyme binding; RNA polymerase II CTD heptapeptide repeat phosphatase activity.
AGGAGGAGUCUGGGGCGGGCCCGGGAUGGGGCCGUCCUGGCGGAUGAGCUUAAGCCCCGCCCCUAAAACGCGUCCCUGGCGGCUCUGAGAAGAGGAGGCGGACCGGGGGCGGGGCCGUCAUGGCGGACGAGCUAAGGCCCCGCCCCUGACACAAGUCCCCGGCGGCUCUGGAAGGAGGAGGAGGAGCAGGCGCUGCUGCGGCCGUCAUGGAGGACGAGCUGAAGCCGCGGCCCCGUGGCGGCUCCCGGAACCGGAGCGCUCGAGCCGCUCGCAGAGGCGCAGGUAGUAAAGAAACCAAUGCUUCAAAAAAUGAAGAAGCUUCUAAAAGGAAAGCUGAACUGGAGGCAGCUAUAAGAAAGAAAAUUGAAUAUGAGAGAAAAGCCUUGCAUAUUGUAGAACAACUUUUGGAAGAAGACAUUACAGAGGAAUUCCUUAUGGAAUCUGGGAAGCACAUUACAUCUGCACAUUACAAGGAUAUUGUGGAAGAACGCUUCAUCAUCCAUCUCUGUGGUUACCCUUUAUGUCACAACCAACUAGGAAAUGUACCAAAACAGAAAUAUAGGAUUUCUACCAAAACAAAUAAAGUUUAUGAUAUAACUGAAAGAAAGUAUUUCUGCAGCAAUUUUUGUUAUCGAGCAUCUAAAUACUUUGAAGCUCAGAUUUCCAAGAGUCCAUUGUGGGUUCGAGAAGAAGAAAGACCUCCUGAUUUUCAGCUGCUAAAGGAAGGACAAAGUGGUCAUUCCGGCGAAGAAGUCCGCUUAUGCGAUGAGGCCGUUAAGACAUCGGACAUUGAGAAUCCUGACCGAUUGAGAAGCCAGGAUGAGUCGGGUUCCUCCAGCACUGACAGUCAUAGUAGCAGUGAUGAUGAGCAGGGAUUUGUUUCCUCGAUUCUACCAAGAAACAAACCGAAUGGGACUCCUGGAAGGCAGCAGCCAUCUCCAAAAAGCAUCCUGAAAAAAAGGCCUGGCCAGGAAGCCAGCUCUGGACACCGAGACAAAGACCCAGGAGCAGCAGACGUGGCUGAGCAAUUGAACAGGUGUACGUUGGCCAGCCAGGAAGAGAGCUCCUCUGCCCUUUGUCUGCAAGAGGAAGACACCUGCGAUUCCCCAAAUUUCUCCUCAGAAAAAAGAGCCUCAAAAAACUCUCCAGAUGGCUGUGACAAUGCCCAGAUAGCUCUAGUGGGCAUAAGCAAAAAAGGAGCAGAGCAAUUUAGGAAGAAAUUUGCAAAGUUGACUCAGAGUGCUCACUCAAGUUCUGGGCCAUUCCCGGUGGAUCCCGCCAAUGCCAAAGCAGGCUUGUUCCAAGUCCUCAAGGAGACUUUGGUGGAGUGGAAGACAGAAGAAACGCUCAAGUUUUUACAUGGCGAGAACUAUGUCCCUAUCCCUGCGACAGCCUCACCAUCUCCUGCUGUGGUGGAGGGUGAAGGGAAGGGCGAGGAGGGUCAAGGACCAGGGCCAGAGAGUCACCUGUUAGCUGCCGGACAGCUGUCUCACAACACCCUGGAUCAGUCUCUACCCUUUAGUGACUCGGGUGCCGCCAUUCGCCCACUGCCAAGUUAUGAGAGCCUAAAAAAGGAAACGGAAGCACUGAAUUUGAGGAUUAGGGAAUUCUAUAGAGGAAAAUAUGUUCUGGAUGAACAGCCCCCCAAAGCAGAAACCACAGAUAAGAGAGAUCCCACAUUUCCACUCAUAGAUUCAAGUUCUCAGAACCAAAUUAGAAGACGCAUCGUGCUUGAAAAAUUGACUAAAGUAUUGCCUGGAAUCUUGGGUCCUCUUCAAGUUACACUGAGUGAUAUCUAUACCGAACUUAAAAAUCUUGUCCAGACUUUUAGGUUAACAAAUAAAAAUAUCAUUCACAAGCCUGCAGAGUGGACCCUAAUUGCUAUUGUAUUAUUUUCAUUGUUGUUCCGGAUGACGCCCGUGCAGAAGCAGACCCAGAAGAAGGCCGUGUACACACAGUUCAUCGCCACCUUACUUGAAGAGUUACAUUUCAAGAGUGAAGACCUUGAAAAGUUAACCGGGCUGCUUACAGCUUACUCCUCGAUAGAGUGAUGCAGUCCAUGGAGAGAGGGCAGAAAAGGGACCGCACGCCUUCUCCCAGGCCGGGCGCUUCAUUGCUUACCCAGAGUCUGCAGCUUUGAUUUUCCUGGUUCAAGUCUCGGUGUCAGAAUUUGAAUGAGCACCUAAGAAGAGGUUCAUCGACCUGACCCAGCGCCCAUGGAAGGCGACUGACAGGAAGCAUCACCAAUCUGGGCCGUGGCACCCCUUAGCCACCAAGUGUCAAUAAAGGGCGUUUUAACAGGAAGCUCCGUCCCUUCUCCUCGAAAAGCUAUGACUCAUGAGCUUACAGGGGACACGGCGGCCCCAAGGCAAGCCCGAAGCCGAAGUAGCUUUGCUGAGAUUUCAGUGAACCUGAAAUUGUCCUUAAUUUUCUAGAAAAUCAUUUCCUAAAAGAGCUUGGCUUGUCAAAUGGCAUAAAUCAGGCGUGACGCCAGACUUGGGGAGUGCCGUCAGGUUCUUGUGCCGUCGUGUCCGGCUCGCCUGUUUGGAGCAUUUGCCGUCGGCUUCUCCAGUGUCGGCUUGCCCAGGCUCAUAGGGCCACAGUAUGUCCCAGGCCAGAUUUGAACCCUGUCCCCUGGGCCACGAAGCUGCCCUCAGUCAGUCUGGAGAGGCUAGGCAGAAGGGAAGACUGAGGACUUUGUGAAAGGCAGCCUCCAGCAGUAGCAAGCAAGGGAGCCUCUUCUCCAGACUCCAGCUGGUUCCUGGAGGCUCUGAAUAAGCUAAGAUUGCCCCAAGGGAGGGAACCAUCCUGGAAAGCAGCUUCCACCUGAAGCAGCCCCGGAUCUCUCCUCUACCCAUACAGUCACAACCUAGCAUAGACUCUUCUCCCUGCCUCGUCCGUCCUGCUCCAAAGUGUCACCCUCUGCCAAAGUGACUUCCCUAAAAUUCAAGUCCAGCCACGUCGCUCCCUUACUCUAUAAAUUUCAGUGGCUCUCAGUACUACCUCCAUCAUCAAACAAAAUCCUCUGACAUUUAAAACUUUACAGCUGAGUCCUUUCCCACCUUUCCAAUCUUAAAUGUCACAAUCCACAAAACAAAUCCUAUCACACCCACUAGCUAGCUCCCCCCAGCACCCCAUUCUCCCAGACACGGUUUUUCAUUGUCUGUCCCCCUUAGGCCAGAAAUUCUUUUCCUACUCACUUCCACCUCCUGGUUACCCAGUUCUUCAAGGCAGCCUUUCCACCUUCUGCUUUUCAUCAGCCUGCCCACUCCCGAGUGCCUUUCCUCUCUCAUAAUCCUACAUUGUAGAUAUCUUGUAGUACCUAGUUAUUUUCAUAUUGAGCUCCCUGGAGUUAGGGACAAUGAUUUUUCUUUUUGCAUUUGUAAUCCUAGUGCUUAGAAUGGGCCCUGACACACAGUAAGUUUUUAAUAAAUGAUUGUUGACUGAUCA